Messenger RNA from Blepharisma stoltei, 8253 nucleotides. Lineage: Eukaryota; Ciliophora; Heterotrichea; Heterotrichida; Blepharismidae. The record is from the annotation of a GenBank genome assembly.
AUGAAUACUGAUUUAGACAAUGAACAAAAGGAAAGCACCGAUUUUCAUGAAUUUACUUCACAUGCAAUCUUUUCUAAUCCAAUAAAAGAGUACCUUUAUGGUUUCUUUGGACACAUUUUUAAAACGAAAUACAGCACUCACACAAGACUCAGAAACCAAUUAUUUUACGAAAUAAUUAUCAAUGUGAUAUUUACCCUUCAGCUCUCUACCUUAUCCUGGCAUCCAAGUUUAACCCCAUCUGAUUGAGAUUCUUAUAAAAGUUUUUGAAAAUCAUUUUCUCUUAUAUAGUCUAAUUUAUUGAAAUAGAUUAAAAAUGUGAAAAUUUUAAAUAAACAAAAUUUAAUAUAUAUUAAAAGCUUGGCUUGAACCUAAUCAAGAGCACUAUAAGUUAUGAUGAAGCUUGCGCAAGUUUUGAGAUAGCAGAUUUCUGCUUUUAUGGGACAAUUUCGCUGAUAGGGGCUUGCUUAUGAUCUUUCGCAGUUUUUGGGAUUUUUAUGUAAGGAUCCCCCCUCAUUUGUCAAAUUUUCUAGUCUUUUUUUUAUAACUCCCCCCCCCUCCGUGAGUGAACAAAACCAUUAGAAAAAUCGCCAUUUUUUGACAAAAAACCCACCCUCCGUGAGUGAACAAAAAUUGUUUUAAUACAAAAAUUUUUAAUGGAAAAAUUUUUGAUAUAUAAGUGAUAAUUAGUAUAAUGAAAUCUAGAGCUAAUUCUGUUUAAUUUUAAACAAAUUGCGUUUUAAAACAUAAAUUUUAUAAAUUAAAUUAAUAUUUACUUCCCAUUUUUGCAAAUUAGGAUUUUUUUAAAUUCGAAAAAAACAUUUUUCUAUAAAAUUUAUAUAUAAAUGUUUUUAAAAACAAAAAUUAACCCCCCUCCGUGAAUGAACAAAAUUUUUUUGUUCACUCACGCAGGUGGGGGAGUGAGAAAAAAAAAAAUUUUUCAGGACCUCAUUUGUCCAAAAAUCUAGUAAAAAAUGAUUUGUCCAAUUUUCUAGUCUUUUUUGGAUUUUCGAAUGUCCUAAAUUUUAGUUUUUUACUUUAAAAUAGCUAGAAAAUGAGACAAUUGAGGUCCUGAAAAUUUUUUUUUACUAUCAAAAUUUUAACUAGAAAAUUGGACAAAUGAGGUCCUAAAAAAUUUUUUUUCCUAUAAAAAAAACUAGAAAAAUGGACAAAUGAUAAAAGACUAGAAAAGAGAGGGUGGGGGAUCCUUAUAUAGAAAAAGAUGUUCCAAUGAUACUUGCAGCUUUGCCAAGAAAAAUAGCUUUAUUGCUAACAUCGAUAUGCAUUAUUCCGACCACGAUGAUUUUAGCUAUGAUUAUUAAAUAUUCUUUUUCAAACAAAACUGUGAUUGAGGAAUAUUCAGGAAAUUUUUCGUCAGAAACCUUUAAUUAUGGAGUUUUAGGAGUUAUUAUAGGAAUUUGCUGCCUUUUAGCGCUGAUUUUUAUAAAUUUAUUUUGUGAAGCUUUUUCUUGUGAUAUGAGGCACUCAAAUAAAUAAAAUGGCUUUCGCUCGAGCGAAGUUAGCUCUGCUAACUUUCUCUCACUCAAGCAAUUUUAUUUAUGGGGUUGGGUUUUUACCUCAACAACUUCUGCACGGCAAUAGCAGUUUAACUUUGGAGAUAACCCAAAGGAACUGCUCCUCAGUGCGCUCAAGAUCUGGAGUUUUACCCCUCAGCACAUCCCAAGGGAGAUGGAUCCUCAGGCGGAACACGCGCAGGAGCUGAGUCGAAACAAAGCUGUGGCGGCAGCGAAGCCCGUCGAAGCCGGAACGCCUUAUUUACCCGUGCCUUGGCGAACAAAAGGGGUCGAUCCAGCGGUCUCUGGGCCCGACACGUGGAUAAAUAUGGUGGUAGCUCUGGAGUCGGCUACCCCGUAGUGGACGUUAAACGUUAAUAGAUAAUUAGUUAGUAAGUUAGAUAUGAGGCACUCAAAUUUCAAGAAAAAUUUAAAAGCAAGGUCUUGUGCUGAAUAUGACUUAACCAGACGUUGGUUCUAUAUGACAAUAUGUAUGCUUUAUGUAUAUAUUGGAAAUAAUUAUGCCUGGGUAUUCCAAAUCAUUUUUUUUCUUUUUAGCUUAUUUUUAUGUGUGCGUAGCAUUCAAUUUUUGCAAUAUUUUAAUCCAAUUGAAAAUUGCAUUCAUGUUUGCAAAAUGGCAUCAGUGUCAUGCACAUUAUUAAUCCUCAUGUUUGGGGAGCUAGCUGACAAUUCGUUAAUUAUUGUUUGGCUUCAUUUAUUUUUAUUACCUUUUAUAAUUUAUUUCGCUAUAUGGGUAAUUUGGAAAAAUUACGAAAAAAUGCCAAGCUCAGAAACUUCAAUUCUGACUCAAUUUGAUUUUGAAAGGAAAUAUAGGAAUUUACUAGUUGAUGAAAACCUGGAAAACAAAGAGCAAGUUAUUGAGCUAUUUAAAGCAUUUUGGGGUUUACCUGGAUUUAAUAAAGAUAAGCUGUUUGUGAUAUGAGAGUUUAAUUUUUGCUGCUUUAUUAUGAGAGAUGAAAGAUUGGCCAGAAUAAAACUCACAAAAAUUGGGGAAUCAAAAUCGUCAUUUGAAGGAGAUAUACAAGAAUGAAGGCUUUUUGAUUGGCUCUUUAGGAAACACAAGUCAUCUUUUAUUGAUCUAGACCAUUUAGAAUACCUCAAAGAAUUCAGUAAAAUUAAAAAGCGUGAUGAAAAGGUAUGUUUAAUUCUAACUCAACUGCACGCAGAAUUCUCAUCUAGAAAUCCUAGGAUUAAUAAAUUGGCUCAUUUUGUUAAUAGAGUUGCAAAAAAUAUGUUUUUUGUUAAUAAAGGAUAUAAAGCUAUAACAGAAAAAUAUAGGAACAUAGAAGCAUUUGAGUAUUAUGCAACUUUUCUUGACGCAAUAGCAAAUAAGCAUGAUUAGAUUAGAUUAAGCUAAUUAUAGAGGGUCUAAGGGAUUAUUUCAGUCCCUCUCCAUCCUAGAUGUAGAAAUUGCCCGAGGAUGGCGCAAAAUAGCGCCAUCCUUGGGCAAUUUCUAUAGCUUCACAUAGUUGCUUCCCAGAAGUUUAAGCAGACUUUGCGCUUUCCGUCUCAUCGUCUUGUUCAGGAUAAAAAGCCUGUCAUAGUGCCCUAACCAGGCGACUUCUAAGAAUGUGACCACUUAUCUGGGCUGAGAUUAAUUCACAGUCCCCUGGACUAAUUUAUCAUCAUCAUUUUUAAAACGUAACUAAUCAUGAAGAAGCUGAUUUUAUUAUCAGAAAAAAAAAUAAUAUGAAUUUUUUCAGUCAACGUAAUUACGAAGGAAAUCUUGAAAAUUAUGGUAAAGAUCUCCCUAUAAUCCUCGCUUCAUGCAAUAAUGAAUCGUUUGGGACUAUUGUAUAUAUAAAUGAUAAGGCUUCUCAGCUUCUGAUGUCAUCUAUGGGGAACAUCAUAGGCUCAUCAAUAUUAAAUUUUAUUCCUCAACCAUAUAGCUCACAUCAUGAAAAAUUAAUGAAAGAUUUUAUUUUUAAUUGCAAUUCAAUAGAAGUACCUUCUCAUGACACAUUAUUUUUUUUGCAAAAUACUGGCUAUCUCCUUGAAUGCGAUUUAUUGAUUAAACUAGCUACCUAGCUUAAUUUAAGUACUUAUAGGGCUUAACAUCCUGCAGGGGAGCUUUUACCAUCUUUAUAUGAUCAGGCCCACAGACUUGUCUUGAUUAUCAGAGUACUCUUGUUGGCAAUAUUGCCAACUCCGAAGGUUCAUGUGUGGAGAUUUGUUUAUUACUUGAAGUCGUGUGGCAACUAAAGCUUCUUCGCUAUCACAAAAUGGAAUAGGAAAAACUAAUCUUUCAGAUUCCCUCGGGCUGUCCAGAGAGCAUGCACCUCUCUCUCCUGCAUAUCAGCCUUUAACAGGACUAAUGUAAAAGCCAAGCCUCAUAAUCAUAAAUGCAAAGUGAGUUGUUCUGAUCCCGAUAGCACCUUUACAAAUUGCCAUUUUAUGAUUAUGAUAAAACUAACUGCUUUUCAUAACUGUGCUUACUUUAUGAUCUCAUUUCAAGAAAGUUCUUUAAAAAGACAGCUUGCCUUGAUUUCUGAAGAAGGAAUAAUUUUAUCUCAUACAGAAAAGUUUUCAAACUCCUUCAACUUACUCCCCCUCCGUAAGCGAAUAAAGAUAUUUUGUUCGCUCAUGAAGGGGGGUUAAUUUUUUUUUAAAAGUUCAUAUAUAAAUUAUAUAGUAAUCAAAAUUUAAAAAAUUCCAUUCCGUAAGCUCUUUAAAAUUAAUCAGAAUUAGCUCGAGAUUUCAUAUAAUAAUUUAUCACUUAUAUAUCAAUUUUUUUUCAUAAAAUUUUUUAAAGUAAUAGAAUUUUUGUUUGUUCACGGAUGGUGGAGGGUGGGCUUUUGGGCAAAAAAUAGGGUUUUGUUCACUCACGGAGGUGGGAAGUUAGAAGAAGAGAAUUUAAAAGGAAAAUUACUGUCAGAUAUAAUACCUAUCAAUGACGUAUUUGAGAUUAAAGAAUUUGAACCAUUAAAAAUUACUCAGAAAGGCAGAGAAUUAUUCGUUACUCGGAUUAGUAAACCAAUAAAAACGAAGAAAAUACACAUAAUUGCUAUAAUUGACGAUGUAAACGAAAUCCAGAAAUGGAAAGAGGCAAAAUCUCCAGCUUUUACAAGAGAACUUGGAUCAGUUUAUUCAGAAGAGGACAAAAUGAAAAUAAAUAUACAAAGGGAUAACAUAGAAGUCCAAUUUCAGUCGAUUGAUUAUUUAAUUCGCACGAAGUCACUUGAAAAUCCAGACACUACAAUUAUCACUCAUUCUUUUAAUUCUCAGCCUGAUCAUGCAGCUGAAGAAAAAAUUUUGAUGGAAAAAAAAUCUGAUUCUGAAAGCCGUUCAAGAAGCGAAACUGGGAGAACUCAAAAUAUGGCAAAACAAUUACUGAUGGACUCUAAAAGAAAAAUAAGGGUGCUUCAGCUUAUUUUAUUUGUAGUUGUAAGAUUAAAUAUAGCCAUAAACAGGCUAAGCCAUUGGCCUUGCCACAACCUCGUCUCCAAGAGAGGCAGCGCUGGGUGAGUAAACAGCUUAGUGCAAAUUACUAACUCCUCUUUAAAUUGAACAAAAUAAAUUUUUUAAUACUUUAGCCAUUAAAUUGGUGAAUUUGUUUUUCCAAUAUGAAAUUUUAUUGGUAAAAUUACUAUUGUUUACAAAAUUAGUUUUAACCUGAUUUAAUUAAAAAAAGUGCAAGUAGAAUAUUAUUUAACACUGAAUCGAUUUAUUUUUUUUAAUAAAUUCUUUAUAAAAAUAAUUAAAAUUCAAUAAAUUAUUAUAUUUUUAAUAUAGAAAAAUUUUAAAAAAAUUAACCCUAUUUUGAAUUGGAACAGGAGGGUUUUUUCCAAUUUAAAGGGGGGUGUCAGAGUUUCCCACCUUGUAAUAUUUGGUGAAACCUACCUGAUUUGGAAAUUAGCACCUGGAUUAGAAUACCUGUGUCGGGUGCCACUCUAUCCCGAUAGGGAAAAUCUAUGUGGGAGGCAAAACCUGUCUUGCCUAUCUGACAGGAACAGGAGAACCUUUAGGGGGCCAAACCUCCUAUCUCAGGCUUCAAUUUGAGCUAGUUUAUUUUCUCCAAAGAAUAUACAUAAAUGGCUGGAGGAGAGUAGCAUUCCCUGCCGGAGCGGAGUCCUUAUGUAUACCGAUGUGGUUUUUGGGAUCCAAUUAUAGCCCAGCGAUGCUCAGUAGUCUCAAAUUGAGAGAUUUAAGACUCUUUUCCACUGAAUUAAGUCCUGAACCUUAGGGCAGUUAAUUGCAUCUCUUUUUUAUCCCGCCACUGCCACCUUUAUAAUUCCUAGAGUUGUAAGAAAUAUUUAGAUGUCUUCUGUUAUAAUAACAGUCGUUGCUAUUUUAAUUUAUAUGAAAAACGGCGUGUCUUAUACAAGCACAUUAGGAUCAUUUAAGGACUUGGGCCAGCUUGUAUAUGAUUUUGAGCUCUCUGCUGAUAUUUCAAUUAACAUAAUAGCUGAGUAUUUAUGAGGUGGAACAAAGGAAGAGCAAGAUGCAGAACUUAAAAGUAUGCAAAAUCUUAUUGAAGAUCUAGAAUUAUUAAAUGGGCAUGAUUUGAAACGAGGACUCUGGUGUUCCGAGAGUUAACUGGAAAAAGAGAAGAGGAGCCACAUUGUGAUAGCUCUAUGGGUUUUUGGUUCAGGGGCUGGCCCUCAACUUUUUGUUCGUGGCUUAUAGGCGUGCCUUCUGGUGCAAUGUUCUUCACUACUCCAUAGGAGCAUUACUGAGCAUGUGAUUCACCCAGACAGAUCAUGGAAGAGUACCUAUACUCUUAGCCCUGUUGGAAGGUUGAGGGAAUCUUUGUCGUUUGGCGGGAUCCAGAAGACAGUAGGGCAAUCUUCCAGAAAGACCUCUCCCAUCACCAUUUUUUGAUAAUGUCAGGAGCAAAAGGGAGGGUGUAAGAUAACGCUGAGCGCUAACGAGCAGCUAUCUGUGAGAUGGCGAGGAGCUGAAAAUAAUCAUUAUAAUUUAACUCAAAUCUAAUCUAUUGAAAAUCUUGAACAAAUUAAGGGAUCUCUUUUCAAAGAUUUUGGCCAAUGAAGUUAUUGCCCAUACUCUAAAGUUGUUAGAGAGCCUUCAAUAUUAUUAUGAAAUUUUGAACAAAAAUUCCCUCAAAGCAGUGAAGAAAAUCUUUAUGAUACUGUAGGAAACUAUAUAUACAACGUAAUAUAGAUUUAGAUACAAAAACUUAUUACUACUAUAAAAACUGGAGAAGGAUACUGACCUUAUGCCAAAUUUCUGUAUGUAAAUGCUUACUCUGCUCUUUUAAGAAUCAAAAAAAACUGGUUUCCUGAGAACAACCAAUUAUUAUUUUCCUUAUAUACAUUUUGAUAUGUAAUAAUUUGUUUUAAAAAUUUUUCCACAAUUAGGCUUAGGUGGAAUUUUUCACGAUGCUGAUAGGAUAAUGAAUGGAUUGGUAAACUGUGAAAUUGAGAGGGUAAAAAGCACUGGAGUUAAUAUUGAUAUUCUUUUGAUAUGCGGAUUCUGCACUCUUGGAGUUUUGGUUUUGAUUAUUAUUGGCUAUAUUAUGCUCGUGUCACAAAAACUCGAUGAAUUUUGAAAUUUUACAUUAAAUAAUACUCAAUGGGCUAUGUUUCAGUUAAAAUGCUGUGCAAUGGACAGAUUAGCAACAACACAUGGACUAGAGUGCAAAGCAGAAGUAAGCACAGACAAUCAAAGAAAUACUUAUCGUACAAGAAAAGUAAGAGGAACUCUUUAUCUUCAAUAUAUACUGCAUUUGAUUAAAUUUGCUUCGAUUAAUAAGGGCAAAAAACUUAUUUUAUAGACAAUUUUUUGGGUAAAUAAAAAUUUAAACAUUGCAAUUUGAAAUCUUAUUUUCCUCAGCUGCUAAGUUGGUCUGUGAAUGCACAGGUAAUAAUCAAAUUAAAAAUAAGAAAUUUUCCUCACUUUUUAUAUAUCUAACCAUCUCAUAGAAAAUUCAAUAAUUAAAAAUUAUAAAAAUAUAUAAUAAUUUUAUUGCUAAUUAGAAAUAAAAUAAAUUUCCUAUAGAACUCUUGGUGUUUACUAUUAUAAAUCUUAUAAGUUAAUUAUCGCUGAAUACUAUUAAGAACAGUAUAUUUGAAGAGUAAUGCUCUUCUUUGCUAUUGCUGCGUCUUAUUAUUUAUUAAUUUUCAACUAUUUAUACCCUAUACUAGACCAUAUGAUGAUCACUCGUCCUUCUUUGCUCAACAAUUUCAUCAUCCGAAGAGCUUUAUUAAUGAGAUUAUCCCUCUUCUCAAGGGAUCGUGUCGUAGAUUAUACAUAUUAUAUGAUCCCAGAAUUUUAUGGCUAUUCCAAACCAGUCACAGAAGAACUGCUUAUUAUUGACCAACUAAGAAUAUUAAAAAAGCAUCUUCAUGCUAAAAAAUACACAGAAUUGUUCUCAGACGAACUGAAGCAGAAAAUUUUUGAGGAAAAUAAAUUAGCCUAUAAGAAUAUGGAUUAUGGAUCUGAAGCUGCAAUGCUGUCUAUGAUGUCAGACAUAGAAGAUAUUGGAUAUCCACAAGGUAGAAACAUGGGAUUUUUUAUACAAUUUAUGGAUAAUGUAAAAGCAUUAGCAAAUGAAAUUAAGGAUGAAUUUUUAUUGGCUGAUAGAGACUCGAUCAAUAUUAUCAAUACACAGCUGGAUACUAUUAUAAGCACAACUAUAAUUUAUUCAGUGGCUUUAUGUGCAUUUUUUUUCUUGUAUUAUUUUCCUUAUUUAAAUCUUCAAAUAAAGCAGCUUCAAAGAUUUGCAGUUUUGCCUACCAUCUUACCAAAAGAUUUUGAUUAA